Molecule: messenger RNA, 1071 nt
Organism: Drosophila willistoni
Lineage: Eukaryota; Metazoa; Arthropoda; Insecta; Diptera; Drosophilidae
Exons: 1
Coding region: 43-1017 (324 amino acids)
Source: RefSeq, a predicted model, not a curated record
CAUCGAAAAUAUAUAUCAUAACAACUUAGAGUCUCAUUCGACAUGGACAGUUCACAAUCAUCUCAAAAGGAAUUGCUGAUGUUCCGCUCUCCGAUGGACGCUCAGAAUCAGAUAUACAUAUUUAACUCGCCCAUUGAUUACAAGGAUCAGCAGUUAAUAGUCUAUCAACGACCAGGCAUGCUGAGCGGCGAAAACGGCUAUUGUGUGGUCUACAAGAGGGAUCACUUCAUAAUCAACAGUCCGCCCAACUAUCAGAGUCCAACAAAGAGAAGUUUUCUAAACGAGUGCAUAAGACAAUUGUAUUUGAUGUACGGACUGGGUCACAAGCUGCACUGGGAACCAAAUACAUCCCUGGCAAGUCGUGAAAAAAUUUGGCAACAAGUAGAUGUCUGCCUCCAACCAGAGCGAGUGACUUUGAAGCGGGCGAGUGUGGAGCGUGUGAAACGUCAGCUCUUCCGUGAGGACAGACUAAGCCGUAAAAACCGAAAACCCGCACGUGGUAACACCUGGGGUACGCAGGUUCUUAAUUUCAAGCCCAUGCGACACAAGAUUGGCCGCAGCCAUGGAUAUAUACGUCGGGACUAUUUUCGCUGUGCUCGCCACAAUGUCCUCCAACAACUGAUAUACGAAAAGUUAAAACGGGAAGUGAUCUGCUCUCCGGCCGUAUGCCAGAGCGUUAUUGGUGCAGCCGACGGCAUCUUCAGCGUUAAUUCCGGUGUAAUUAGCGACAUCUGCAGAUAUCAUCACAACGGAGCACGUCAUCAACCAGCAGUGGAAAGGCAUCUCACAGUUGGCGAGGUCAAUUUGAGGAAUAACGAGGCUUGUCGCAUUACAGAGCGGGCCAAGCGUCUGGAGGCCAUGUUCAUACACGAGCAAGUGCGUCGCGCUGUUCAGAAUCAUCAACUCAUUUUGGAAGAAUCUGUGCGUUCUGUCUUUUAUGCGAAGGAAUUAUUCCGCCUAAUUGAGGAUCACGAGGAAUUUGUGUAUACUGACAAGCAAAUCCUCACUCGCAGUUAAACAUAAAUAUUAUAUGUAAAUCUAAUUUAGGAUUUCUCUAUGCUUAAGAUUGUA